Molecule: messenger RNA, 3216 nt
Organism: Candidozyma auris
Lineage: Eukaryota; Fungi; Ascomycota; Pichiomycetes; Serinales; Metschnikowiaceae
Exons: 1
Coding region: 1-3216 (1071 amino acids)
Source: RefSeq, a predicted model, not a curated record
AUGCUAGGACGUCUCUUUAAGCAGCAACAACUGCCUGUUUCCACACCGCAUAAUGGGCCUGGCGCCCAGGGACCUCCAAAGCUGGCCACUUCAACGUCAAACAGCUAUGAGGACUCAUAUACUAGAGAGAUCUUGUAUGGUCUGCUGUGUGCCAGCCAGCUACGGCCGCAUACCUUCAGCAGGCGCCGGUUCCGUCUAGUUGUCUCGCAGGAUGGAGGCAAUUUGCGCUCCAAACAGGUGCUUUUUGACUCUGCAGAUCGUCAUGAUACUCCUGCUUCAGGAUCGGGGUGCCAGCUGCGGACUCCGCUGCCCCUGAGACCGAGAUCUCUGCUGGAGCUCCGACUGGCGUCUCUGAUGCGCUCCCCCACGAGCCCCUCGGAGGAGAGUGCAGAGCAGUUGUCUCAAACACUUUCGAUGUUGCAGUUUCUGCGGGCUCUGGUAGCGUCAAAGAAUAUUCUCACGUCGAAGCUUCUUCACAACGUCACAGAGCUCAACGAGUACAUGUUUGGCAGGGGGCUUCCGUCUUCGGAGUCUCACACGGCCACUAAAGUGCAUUUGCUCCCACAGUUCAACUCUGUUCAUGGUUCCUUUCAGGCGGUGUUGGUGACGAAAUUGUUUCUGAUUCCUGAUACUCUGGGAAUAGUCCCUGAACAGCCUCACGACCCAGACCCUUGUUGGGAACCUACACCUACAUUUCCUGUCAGAGAGUCGUCAUAUUCUUUUCCCCUGUCUCUUCUGGCGGGCCAGGCGUCUUCUUCUCCGGAACUUGCCCCAUCGUUGACUGUGUCCAAUAAGUAUACCGUCAACUCUCGCUUUGCUCUCGGCAUAGUGAUCCCAUUUUCACAGGAGCAGUCUGUGGACGAUGUGCUAUUUCAAAAUUGGGAAGUCAUCUCUCACUACUUGGUGAUCUUGCAAAAAUUGGUUACUAAGAAACUUCUUUCCGUCAUAAAAUACUCCACCGUCAACGGCAUGUGUCCCUAUAUAGCCAACAGGCGCAUAUCAUUUCCCUCAGAGCUCUUACAAGCGGACUCGGACCUUCUGCGUCAGGUGCAAAAGCUAUUCAGCCUAGUCCACUACAACUACAAUACCCCUCGCUUGGUCAACUCCUACAGUAUGAUGAAACACUCGGCAUACCACGCGAGCUCUCGUUUCAAUGCAUUUCUUGUGAACUGGGCCUUGGAAGUGAUAAAUUGGUUGGAAUUCAAAGAUGGCAGAAACAUUGUUUCCUCAACCCACUCAAACUUCGCUAGCAAUGCCCACUUCCACAAUUCACAUCCGCACCAUAAUCCUCAUGUCGUUACUGGCUUUAAUGAAGCGGAGGGAACCCAAUCCAAUACAUUUUUAGCAAGCUUGUUUGCCGUUCUACUCCCACUACGGCACCUGAUAGCGGAUAGUCUCCGUGGCUCCAGUAAACCCGGCACUACCAAGGAGAUCACGAGAAUCUUAGUAAUGACAGGCAACUCAAUGGUUGCUAAAAAACUUAUAUUUAUUCUUAAUGGACUUAUACCCGAUAUCCAAUUUGAAAGCUGCAUCAGCGAUGAAGACUAUAAGAGGAGUCUCAAAUAUGCAGAUUGGAAUGAAUCUCAUGAAAAUGACUAUAUCACAACAACAUCAUCUCAAGAAACUUUCUUUAAUCAUAGCCAUUGUGCGUCCGAACGCCCAAGAAGAACGGUGACGCCUUUUUCGGAUCCUACAGCAACCCCAGGAUCGAUCCCGGAAACGACAGAUACUCACGAACUCUCUCGCACCCCAGACUCUGAUCAUACUCGUUUAGCCCAACCUAUACCAAUCAAGAAGGGACAUCUGACUCGCAGCAGCAUUGCAGGCUCCUCGGACGAUUCUCUCUCUAUAUCAGUUUCUUCCCAAAAGGGAUGGGAAGUUCCAGGAAAGGCUGUCCCGGCUGCUAGCGUUUCUUUCGUUGAGAAGCCAUCAAUAGAGACCACGUUAAAUUCUACGACGCAACACAUACCUAUUCAUGGAAAACCUUCAAUGUCUACAUCGUCUUCCAUAGCUCAUUUAUCGUCCUCGCUCAACUCAUCCUUAUCUUCGAGUGCUUCAAAUUAUUCGUUUUCAAAAAUCGGCAGCUCGUUCCUAGAUAAGUGGAGGAACUCCUUUGCAUCCGGCCAGACGUAUUUGCAUGAGCCUCAUCAUUACCACCAUAGUGAAGGUAGCGAGCAUGCUAUAUCCACUGACCUUCAGAAGCGCCCAUCAUUACAGUCCCUCAACUCACCAUCACCAGUUGUCGAGCAAGAGGAUUUCCACUGGGACGCUGCCACAUCAUCCACCGGAAAAAGCAGAAUGAGGUUGUCUAGAGCACAGUCUAUGCUUGAUGUAUAUAAUCUCACUCUGGCGACCGAUGAUCAGCCUCUGCGUGCUACCGAGUUUCCUGCCGUUAGUCUCAGAAGAACAAGAUGUGCCUUGGUGGUUCCACUUGCCAAUGACCAUGCCAGAGGAUUGGACGAAGUAAACAAGGAUACCGUUCGCAAAAAAUGUGAGCGUGUGAUGAACGCAAAGUUCUCUUUUAAAAAAAUGCUGGAAGACACUUUGGAGGUCUCUAUUUCGAAUAGGAAGAAUGAAGAGAAGAUAUACAAACAAAAGCCACUCAUGCCCAACGUUGCGUUUGUUGAUGAGUUUAGGCCAGAAUAUGCUGUGCAACUGUGUCCAGUGAGUCUGAGACUCGAAAACCAAGUGAUGACUGCAAUGAAGAAUGACUUGCUAUUCUAUCAUAAUGAUUGUGACUAUGCUCGUGUAAAAUCUCGUUCUGUGAUGAUCAGCUUGCGUGCCAAGGAGAUCAAGGUCGUUGAAAUGAGUGUUGGAGACAAGGCUGGGAAGCCAAGAUCCGCUUCGGCGCUGGCUGGAUGGACGGCCCCGUCACCAGCUUUCAGCCACGGUCAAAGCACUCCGCCAGUGACAUCUCAUUCGCCAACCACUUCUUAUUUUCAAGAUCACCAUACUUCGAUACAUAGCAACGGGGGUCAUGGGUUAGUUGACGAUUCUGCCAGAGGUGCGAGCUACAAGACCACAAUACGCAAAGUGUUCACACCCCAUCGCAGCAGCGGCGAUAAGGAACUUACAAACAGAAUAGAGCUGCUUCUAGACGCCUUGACGGAGGUUGUCGCCAAGAUCAACUCUUGCAAGAACGACGGUGCCUCUCAGGAGCCUUUGAAAAGUCUCAGUAGUAGACUAUUUGCAACUGUUCAGGGCAUAAUACAGUGA